This is a messenger RNA of Cydia splendana, 3575 nucleotides long. RefSeq names its product cyclin-A2 (gene Cyca). The transcript is spliced from 8 exons. Gene Ontology annotation, molecular function: cyclin-dependent protein serine/threonine kinase regulator activity. The coding region runs from base 270 to 1781 and encodes 503 amino acids. Gene Ontology annotation, biological process: regulation of cyclin-dependent protein serine/threonine kinase activity; mitotic cell cycle phase transition. Gene Ontology annotation, cellular component: nucleus; cytoplasm; cyclin A2-CDK2 complex. The record is from RefSeq and is a predicted model, not a curated record. NCBI's taxonomy places the organism in Eukaryota, Metazoa, Arthropoda, Insecta, Lepidoptera, Tortricidae.
UGAAAUAACAUAGACAAUAGAACGUCGUAAACGCAACAGCUGAAACUACCAAAAUGUGUGUUGUCCGUUGACGCUGGAUAACAAUUUCGAGGGUGAUUUUGAAUUUAUACGGCACAUUUUCUAGUCUACACGCAAUAUUUUAAUAAAUAUGUGCCCUUAGAAAAAGGACUUACGUGUUUCCGUUUUACUUGCCAUUAUUUCCGUUAACGGCUCGCGUUUAGGCGGAUCUGAUCAAUCGUCAAAAGUUGUUUACGGAAGAAGCGGGGACAAUGGCAUCAUUCAGGAUUCACGAAGAUCAAGAAAAUGCUUCUCUGGCGGCCAGAAAAGAAAAUGCCGAUGUAUUUUCGGCUGCUCAGCGGCGCGCUCUCGGCGACCUCAGUCAUUUCGCCUGCAAUCAGAACCGGAAUAUCAAAUUGGCCGGAUUGACAAAUGGACCUUGCAAAGUCCAAGAUGAGACACGGACAGUGCGUCAAAUUAAAAAUGAAAAGAAUAUUGUGCCCCCUGUGGCGCAAUUUCGCGCCUUCAGCGUGUACGAAGACAAACCGUCGGAGGUGGAAGUCAAGAAACGCGAGCCAACUUUCAAGCCCUUCGUUGCCAAGGAUACAAAAAAAGAGAGCUUCUUCAUCAGCGCUGCUGAAAACGUGCGCGCCCUUUGCGCUCAGGUUGAGAAGCAAUCAGAUCGUCCUACUGAAGCACCUCCAAAGAGACUGCCGUUGCAAGAGAAGAAAGAUGUGGUGGAAUCGCCCAUGUCUGUUGGAGAUGCAAGUAUCCUUUCAUCUAUGUCAAUCUCCAAGAAUGAGAGCAGCGUUCUUGAAAUUACUCUCGAAGAUGAUGAGGAAGAUACAACCACUGCACAGACAGAUAGAGAGAUGUUCUUCCAUGUUGUGGAGUAUCGGCAGGAUAUUUAUGAAUACAUGAGAGAAAUUGAGGUAAAGCACAGAGCAAAACCAGGUUACAUGCGGAAACAACCAGACAUCACCUAUGUGAUGCGUUCAGUGCUUGUAGACUGGCUCGUGGAAGUGUGUGAUGAAUACGGCCAGCAGAGCGAGACUCUACACCUUGCGGUUUCCUACGUCGACCGGUUCCUGUCCUACAUGAGUGUGGUUCGUACGAAACUGCAACUUGUCGGUACCGCGGCCACUUAUAUUGCGGCGAAAUACGAGGAAGUGUACCCACCGGAGGUGUCCGAGUUCGUGUACAUCACGGACGACACGUACACGAAGCGCGAGGUGCUGCGCAUGGAGCACCUCAUCCUGAAGGUGCUCUCGUUCGACCUGUCGACGCCCACGGCGCUCGCCUUCCUCUCGCACUACUGUAUCUCCAACCACCUGCCUAAGAAGACCUUCCAUUUGGCGGCCUACAUAGCGGAGCUGUCGCUGCUGGAGGCGGACCCGUACCUGCAGUACAAGCCGUCCGUGAUCGCGGCCGCGGCGCUGGCCACGGCGCGCCACUGCCUGCACUGCCGCCGCUGCGACAAGCCCGGCGACGACAACGAUACUAUUCACAGCGAGUGCCUGUCGGCGGCGUGGCCGGCGGCGCUGGCGGCGUGCGCCGGCUACAGCGCGGGCGAGCUGGCGCCGUGCCUGCGCGAGCUGGCGCGCACGCACCAGCACGCGCCGCGCCAGCCCUACCAGGCCAUCGUCGACAAGUACAAGACCAACAAAUACGACAGCGUGUCAUCAAUAGCGGCGCGGCCGCUGUGCUUCGUGGCGCCGUACGCGCCGCCCGCCGCCGCCGCCGCCGCCGCCGCCGCCUCGCGAGACAGCUCUCGCUCCAGCUAACCCGCCCGAGUCGCCCGGCCCACCACUGGUCUACGUUUUAAUUGGAGCAAACUGACGGGUGUUGUUUUUAGCAUUUUAUAAAACUACGGUGGCCGCGGGAUUUUACCCGGUCCGCCGACUCCGUGCCGGGUCCGUUUUACCUAAAUUAAUAAAAAAAAAAUCUUGUUAACGGAGAUGGACUUGUCCGGCGACGACUGCGGCGCUACUUAGUUAUUUUAAAUUCGUGUUUAUCUUGAGCGGCGUGUGAGUUUUGAGGUUCCGCCUUGAAAAACCUAUAUAAAAAUUACAAACUAAUAUUGAAGUGAUAUUUUGAUAUGGGUAUUUAAUAAAAAGAGGUAUCGUGCCUUGAACGCGCUUGGCCCGUGAUUAAGGGGUAAUUUUCAUCGCAUAAAAAUGUAACACUACGUAGUUUGCUCCAGUAAAAACAGACUGAAGAUAUGUUGCAAGGUAACAUUAGCCACUUUCGACUUAGUGCGUUACUGCUACGAAGACACUUUCGAAUCGUCAGAUUACUACGCACUAACUGUAUGUCCUUUUGCUUCUUAAUUAAAUGGAAAACAAGGUUUGCAUUCCACGUAGAUGUAACGGAGAGUCGAAAGUUUUAAAUGUGACUGCCAAUUAAUUAAACUUAGAGUGGGCUGACAUUUCAUACAAAUCUGGUGUUUCCAAAUAGAUGUUCUUAAGUAUCAUGUUAAUAAUCUAAUGGUAUCAAUUCCUAUAUUUGAAUCUCUGUUUUAUAUAUUGUGAUGUCUUGCUUUGUCGUCGCCGAGUUUGUAUGGAAUUGAUUGACUCUUAGGUGUUAGUAGUAUAAUUUCGUCGGUCCCGAAGUCAUUUUUGCGCGCACCAAAGUUCCCAAGACACGGACUUUCAGAUCCAGAAAAGCGUUUGGGACCAAUUUCUACGGAAGUGACAAGCUAUAAAGUAUUUCAUAUCCUUCAGUACCUGCCAAGUAACUAUACUAAGAUUUCAUGUUGAGCGCGUCUUUUGAAAUACGCGCUCUUCGCUAUAGAUUUAAAUAAAAUAUGACUGACUUGUGACUUGAGAGUGACCCAGUAAACUUGCAUUUACAAAUAUUUUACAGGUAGUAACUCCUAUUGAAACAAAGGUUUCAGUUCUCUAGAUAUUGAAUACUGUGUGAAUUAUUAUGAUAGUUUUAGUAUUAACAGUUUCCUAUGGAAAUUUAAAUAAAGACUUCUGUUAGUUUGUGCUAAAAAUAUAACAUUGAAACAAGGUGCGGCGUGUGUAGUACUCCGCUACACUUUAUAGUCCACCUUUGGAUGCACGAAAUAGCUAAGAUCACAUUGUACAGUUUUAAUUUUAAGUGUUAUAAUUUUUAUUUUGUAAUUCUUUUGUGUUCAUUUAUUUUACAGUUUUCCCACAAUUUUUCCGCGUUGAUCAUUUAUGUAUCAUUCUUACUUAUAGAUCAGCUUCCAUUUACAGAAUUUACAAUAUUAAUACAUUUGGGUUUUAACCUCAAUACUCGUUAAAACUUUGGAUAAUUUAUCCCAUUAGAACAUACAUACAUACUUGUAACUCAACAUUACAUGCAAAAAUAUUCAAAACUUGCGAUCUGAAUGAUUAUACCAAAAUACUAUGAAAAACGCGCGAUACAGUUCAAACCUAAAUGUUUGUUAGUAAAUUAUUAUUUUUGAGACUUAAGGUAUGUUUUAAUAUUGGUAAUUAGUUUAUAAUGUAAUUUAAUAUAAUAUAAUCGCAAUUUUGCUUGAGUUUUACACUAUGGAGGGUAAGUACCUAUGAGUAUAUUGAUAAUAUAUAUUGAUAUUUUGAAAUACU